GUGUGGGGGGGAGGGACUGUGGGGGGAGUGACGGUCGCUCGCAGUUUGCAGGAAGCGAACGCACGGACCGGGAAGGCGCAGAAUGCGGGGCUCAGGCCGACUGCCCGCAAUCGCCCUCCCGCUCGGCUCCGGCCCGCGGGCCGCCCGCGGGGGGGACAGGGGGGGCCAGAGAGCCGCCGACAACAACAGCAACCGGGAGCCACUGCCCGGGAGAGGCAAACCGCUCCGGGUCUCAGCUAAACAUGCUGUGAACGGUCACACAUCAGUACCUCCUUUCCCGCCUGGAAUGCAAUUCGCUGUGUUUGGCUUGGGCUGUUUCUGGGGAGUGGAGAGAAGAUUCUGGGAGCAGAGAGGUGUCUUCUCCACACAGGUUGGCUUCACUGGCGGCUUCACCCCCAACCCCACCUAUCAAGAGGUGUGCACAGGGCUGACCGGCCACACUGAGGUGGUGAGAGUCGUCUACAACCCACGGGAAGUCACCUAUGAAGAGCUGCUUAAAGUCUUCUGGGAAAAUCAUGACCCAACACAAGGAAUGAGGCAGGGGAAUGAUGUGGGAACGAUGUACCGAUCGGCCAUUUACACCCAGAGCCCAGAGCAGACGCAGGCCGCUUGUGCAUCGCAGGAAUUUUUCCAGCAGGAACUGACGAGAAACAAAUUGGGAAACAUCACUACUGAGAUUCGAGAGGGACAAGAGUUCUUCUACGCUGAGGAUUACCACCAGCAAUACCUGCACAAGAACCCGGACGGUUACUGCUCCUUGAAAGGGACUGGGGUGACCUGUCCCAUGGCCCCGAGGGCAAAAAAGAAGCUUUAACACUGUUCAGUGGCCGCAUGUCACCGUGUGAACUUGAUGUCAGAUUGUAAACUAGCUUCAACAUCAGGAGGCUGUUUUGCGGUAUUUUUUAGCCAAUUUCUCCGUGGACUCAGGAUAUAGUUUGCUUACGACAGUUCCAUCCUGUCGAUAACUAUUUCAUUAUAAUAAUAAUGUUUUAAAUUUGAUUUAGCGCCUUAUCACUUUGUUGAGACUAAUUAAAUUGGGCAUAUUCAUGCUGGAAAAGA
Molecule: messenger RNA, 1059 nt
Organism: Callorhinchus milii (elephant shark)
Lineage: Eukaryota; Metazoa; Chordata; Chondrichthyes; Chimaeriformes; Callorhinchidae
Product: mitochondrial peptide methionine sulfoxide reductase
Exons: 6
Coding region: 83-814 (243 amino acids)
Biological process (GO): cellular response to oxidative stress
Cellular component (GO): cytoplasm
Molecular function (GO): peptide-methionine (S)-S-oxide reductase activity
Source: RefSeq, a predicted model, not a curated record